AAUGUCUUUGUGUUAAUGUGUGUUAUUUCUCCUGUCCUCUCAGUCCUGUUCCCACGUCACACCAAUGCCAACGCCAGAGACAACACCAUCAACCUCAUCCACACCUUCAGGGACUACCUGCACUACCACAUAAAGUGCUCCAAGGCCUACAUCCACACACGUAUGAGGGCAAAGACUUCUGACUUCCUCAAGGUGUUGAACAGGGCUCGACCCGACGCUGAGAAGAAGGAGAUGAAGACCAUGUCGGGCAAGACGUUCUCCCGCUGAGGCUGGUCCACACGUGCACUCUGACCCCUGGACAUGCCCAAUCGUGCCACACUGAGACUCGACUCCACAUUGGACAGGAUCACAGGCCCCUAAAGCCCCGCCCAGCGCGUGUCCAUCCUGUGUCUUUUUUAAAUAAAGUUGUCUCUUAGUAGAAAUCGAGGCU
This is a messenger RNA of Salvelinus fontinalis (brook trout), 430 nucleotides long. Its product is annotated as actin-related protein 2/3 complex subunit 2-A-like. Gene Ontology annotation, cellular component: actin cytoskeleton; Arp2/3 protein complex. Gene Ontology annotation, molecular function: structural constituent of cytoskeleton; actin filament binding. Gene Ontology annotation, biological process: actin filament polymerization; Arp2/3 complex-mediated actin nucleation. NCBI's taxonomy places the organism in Eukaryota, Metazoa, Chordata, Actinopteri, Salmoniformes, Salmonidae. The transcript is spliced from 3 exons. The coding region runs from base 16 to 267 and encodes 83 amino acids. The record is from RefSeq and is a predicted model, not a curated record.